AUGAUGGACAGUGACAAUUGUUCAAACUUCUCGCAGUCAACUCAGGGAGAAGAGAGGAGGAGACGCCAGCCUGGAGCCGAGACAGAAAGUGAACGUCCAAGUUAUAGGGAGAGGGAAGCGGCUAGAAAGAGGGCUAGGAGACAAAAUGAGAGCGCUGAAGAGCGACAAAGUAGGCUUCAGCGGGAGGCUGAGCAAAGACGUAAAAGACGCACACAGGAGACACAAGAACAAAGAAAUGCUCGACUUUCGGUUGACGCUGAAAGAGCUAGAAUCCAUAGGCAACAAGAAAGCGAAACUCAGAGGAGUGCUCGCCUGACAGGUCUCGCUGAACGAGCUCGAACUCAAAGACAGCUGGAGGAUGACGAGCACAGGGAAAUCCGUCUGUCUCGAGUCGCCGAUCGCGCUCGCAUUCGAAAAGCACUGGAGGACGAAGAUCAUAGAGAAAUGCGCCUCGCAAGACUUGCUCAGAGCGCUCGAAUUCGAAGGGACUCGGAGGAUAUGGAACGUAGACAGGCGCGCCUUGCAAGACUUGCACAGAGCGCGCGAAUUCGAAAGGAGCUGGAAGAUGAGGCGCAUAGGGAAGCGCGCUUGGCGGGACUGGCUGAAAGCGCACGAGUUCGACGUGAACUAGAGGGCGAAGAAGAUAGGGAAGCACGAUUAGCAGGGAACGCUGAUAGAGCUCGAAUGUGGCGACGUUUGGAGGACGCUGCACAAAGACAAUUGCGGCUAGCUCAAGACGCAGCUAGGGCUCGAGCACGGCGACUUUCGGAGGACGAGGAGCAAAGGUUCACAAGAUUGACACAAGAAACGGAGAGCUCAACGGGAGCGGAUACGGAGGAGUCAAGAGACAUUGGAGGAAACUCAAGAAAGGCGACGUCUCGAAACUGA
This is a messenger RNA of Cooperia oncophora, 888 nucleotides long. NCBI's taxonomy places the organism in Eukaryota, Metazoa, Nematoda, Chromadorea, Rhabditida, Trichostrongylidae. The record is from the annotation of a GenBank genome assembly.